Messenger RNA from Effrenium voratum, 198 nucleotides. Lineage: Eukaryota; Dinophyceae; Suessiales; Symbiodiniaceae. The record is from the annotation of a GenBank genome assembly.
AUGUGGGUUUGCAUGAAGUUCCGCCUGAUCCUGAGGCUCGGUGGUGCCAGCUUGAAGGUCUUGAUGCUGCUGCUGGAGGCGCGCGCGGACCCCCAGAGGGAGGACAUCACGGGGCGCACGGCGGUGGACGUGGCGGAGAGCUGGUCCUAUGUGGAUGCCAGAGAGGUCCUGAUGGCCGCCAUAGAGGGGCAGAUGUGA